AUGGUGUCAAAGCUCCAAUUGUGAGAUGACAUAAAAUUUGAGGUAAAAAUGAAAUAAAUGAGCUCGAGUCCUACUUCACCCGACCUGAUUUCACCAUUGCAUCAAACAAGCAUCACAUGAGAAGCACACAACUGCUUCUGAAGCGCUGACUUGUGGAUGAGCGGUCCCACAGUACUAAAUCACAUAAAAAAAUGCCAAAUUUAAUGGACGAGUCAUCAUUCACCCUAGACAAAGUUAAUGAGCCGUGUAAUAGGUGACCAUUUCGCGUGAUUUGGGAGACACUUUAGUCAGCCGCCAGCACCAGACUGCGUCCGUGUGUGCCAUGUAAACAAAAGUUAAGAUCAUGCACCAUAACAAAACAAAGAAUUCAUUUUUCAUAGAUUAAAACCAACUAUUGCUAAGGACAAAAACACAUUUAAGCAAUUUACUUUUACUUUAGAUUUGAUUUUUCCAAAAGUAAACCAGUUUGGCAGUUCAAGUGUUGAACAGAAAACAAAGAAAACUAAAAAAAGCAGAAUAGAAACCGAGAAGAGAAAGAAAAAGAGAUUUACAACGAGUUUACGCUUCGAUACGGAUACGGUCCCAUCCCUGUCUUUCCCUUUUCUGAUUUUCUCUCUCUAUAUUCUCUCUCUCUCUCUCUCUCUCGCUUUCUCUCUCUAACCACUCUCUUCUCUCGCUCCAAUCUCACUUCCUCUCUCGAUCCGCAAUCUCCUUCCCCUAACCGCACAAUGGUACAACCGCCAAGCCCUAACUCGCCGUCGUGUCACUCACUUCCCACUCUCCGAUGAUCAUGGAACUUCCCGAUUCCACCGGCGGCGACCGCAACAACAACCCGCCGCCGCCGCCGUUGCCGCUGCACCACCACCACGACGACGACUCUCGCUCCGGCCUCGGAAUCGACCUCAACGAGAUCCCUUCGCCUUCUUUCUCCUUCGCCGAAACCCUACCGGACUCCGCCGUGGAUAUCGUCCGCGCGUACCAUGAGAACCCUGCUCCUCCGCCUGGUGACCCUGUUGCCCUCCCUCGCGGCUCCAUUCCCUGCGCCUCAUGCGGUGGGGUAGGUGGGGGUCAGCUCCUUGUGUGUGAUGGCUGCGAGCGUGGAUUUCACUUGGCGUGCGCCGGGAUUCGCGGUGGCAGCUGCCGUCAGGCGGCUGGCCUCGGCGAGUGGGUGUGUGGGGAGUGUGUUUCGGGUGGGGUGAAGAGUAAGCGGUGGCCUCUAGGGGUUAAGUCUAAGCAGCUUCUCGAUAUCAACGCUUCGCCGCCCAGUGAUGCUGACGGCGAGGACUUGCAUGAUUUGAGAAAGCACAACCUGGGAGAUAAAUCUUUUGGUGCCCCAGUUACAUAUUCAAACUUCCACAACGGGAGUGCUUUUGGCUUCCAAAGGGCUUCUGGAGUUGUGACACAUGCUGUUAAAGUGGGUUUUGAGGAUAUAUUGAAUCAUACCCAAUCAAUGACUAGAAAUUUUGAGGAGGUAUAUGUGGAUUUCCCUCUUGGAACUCAUGGUAGUAGUAGUAAUACAGCUACUAGAAUACCAUCUCGGAGUCCAAAUGAAGUAUUUUUGCAGGCUCUUAGAGAUUUUAUAUCUGAAAGACAUGGUGUACUAGAGGAAGGUUGGCGAGUGGAAUUUAGACAAUCAAUGAACAGCUCUGAACUAUAUGCAGUUUACUGUGCUCCUGAUGGGAAGAUAUUUGAUUCUGUGUAUGAAGUAGCUUGUUAUCUGGGGCUAACGUCUGGUUACAAUUCUUUGGAAUCUGAUGUAAGAAAUCAAAGGUCUCUCCCUUCUUUAGGUGGUGGGCCCCACCUAUCCAGAAAAAGGAAGCCAGUUAGGACUCUGGUAGCCAAUGGUUUUGCAGAAAAAACGGGAACCUUGUCCAAUAGUAAUUGUAAGGAUCCUCCUGCUGAUGGUAGUGUGGAAUGUGCUACUGCCAGGGAAAAAGUCCCAAAAGCCACUGGAAUUGGGAAAGAGGAUUGUCAUGCUGGCCUUCCGCAAUCUUCUGAUGGACUUCCUCUGCAGUUCAAGGACUUCUUUGUUCUUUCCUUGGGAAAAGUUGAUGGGAGACCUUCAUAUUAUGAUGUUAAUCUUAUCUUUCCUGUAGGUUAUAAAUCUUGUUGGCAUGAUAAGCUUACUGGCUCUCUUUUUACAUGCGAGAUUUUGGAGGGUGGUAAUUCUGGACCUAUAUUUAAGAUCAGAAGGCAUUCCUGUUCAAAUUUUCAUGUUUCUGCUGGUUCAACAACCCUCUCAAUAUCAAGUCACUGUCAGUUUGUGAGUCAACCCAAUGAUGGUGAGAGAAAGAGAAGUGAUAAUAUGGAUUUAGAUGGUGAUGAAAGUAUCCAGAUGAUGCUGUUAGAUCCGUGUGCGCCAACAGAAAAUGACAUCUUAAGUUGUGUUGCGAGUUGCUCGAAUGAAGUAUGUGAUUCCCGUGCAUCAGAUGUAUUACAGCCUGUUUCUGGUUCAGUUCAAGAUAAUACUAGAAAUUCAUUAGUUGAUAACAUGGGGUUUAUUGAUGAAAUUGGUGAAAUUUUGGUGGAAGAGCGGUCAUCAUCCUCAGCAUGGAGAGUUAUGUCUCAGAAGCUAGUUAGUGCUUGCAAGGAUAUCUGCCAGAAGAAAGGAACUCUCAAAUUCUUUUGUCAACAUGUUGAAAAUGAGCCAUGCUUACACAAAUGGGAUUUAAGGAAUGGAAAAAGUGAUACACACUUUACAUCAUUGGAUAAAUUUUGCUGUACACUUAGUUCGGCCAACAUCCCAGAUGUAAUUUAUGCAGACCAUGAUUUGAAAGAUCUCUAUGAGAUGUUAGGAAGAUGGUUGGAGCAGGAUAGAUUUGGAUUAGAUGUUGAAUUUGUGCAAGAAGUAUUGGAAUUGCUUCCGGGUGUCCAGGAUUGUUUGCAGUAUGAACUUCUGAAUAGUAGAAGUAAUAGCUCUUCAUUGCCAACAGUAGAGAAUGGUUUCCUUGUUGUCGAAUGGAGAGGUGAAUCAAAAUAUCAGGAAGAAGCACUUCAAGGAUUAUACAGGAGAUCCAAGAAGCUUACAUUGACUGAAAAAUGUGAACAUCGAUGUCCACCUGCUGGGAAGCCACUAUGCUCUAGGGCUCCUAGUGAGCUCAUUGGUGACAUUUUCCAGGUUUGGGAGCUUUUAGGGCGAUUUCAUGAAAUUCUGGACCUGAAAGAACCAUCAUCAUUAGAUGAGCUUGAGAAGGAACUUAUCAACCCAUGGUUCAAUGGAUCGGAUUUUCAUGAGGAAUAUGAGAAGGAAAUGGACGGCAGUCAAGUUUUAUUUUCACAAGGAGCUAAUGGUAAUUGCAGACCAUCAUCAUCCACAGAAAGUUCCCGUGCUUUUAUUCAAGUGGAAACAGAAGCAAUGAAAGAAGCAGCUCAAGUUAAACUCGCAUCUUUCACUUAUGCCAGAUGCUUUGGUGUAGCUUUGACCAAGGCUCAUAAUUCAGUACUGAGAGUGCUAAUAGGUGAACUUCUAUCGAAGGUGGCUGCCCUGGUGGAUCCAAAUUCUGAACCUGGAGAGACACGGACAAGGCGGGGAAGAAGGAAAGAUAUAGAUAGUGCAGUUCCUACUAAACGAACCAAGGUCAAUAUGCUUCCUAUUAAUGAAUUGACUUGGCCAGAAUUAGCUCGUAGGUAUAUAUUGGCUUUCUUGUCAAUGGAUGGUAACCUCGAGUCCGCAGAAAUUACUGCUCGUGAAAGUGGUAAAGUAUUUCGUUGCUUACGAGGUGAUGGAGGUUUGCUGUGUGGUUCCCUAACUGGUGUGGCUGGGAUGGAAGCAGAUGCACUGUUGCUUGCAGAGGCUACAAAGAAAAUAUUUGGUUCUUUGACGAGAGAAAAUGACGUCUUAACCAUGGAAGAGGAAGAGUCUGAUGCAAAGGAUGCUUCUGAACAGAAUUUGGCAAAUGAUGGUAUUCCUGAAUGGGCAGAAUUGCUGGAACCUGUCAGAAAGCUACCAACAAAUGUGGGAACACGAAUCAGGAAGUGUGUUUAUGAUGCUCUAAGUAAGGAUCCACCAGAGUGGGCUAGGAAAAUACUGGAGCAUUCAAUUAGUAAGGAAGUGUACAAGGGCAACGCAUCUGGACCAACAAAGAAAGCAGUUCUUUCAGUGUUGAAUGACGUAGUUGGUGAAGGCUUGCUAUCAAACCCCAAUAAAGGAAGGAAAAAGAAGAUAGCUAUAUCUAUUUCUGACAUCAUCACCAAACAAUGUCGCAUUGUAUUACGUCGUGCAGCUGCUGCAGAUGAUUCAAAGGUUUUCUGUAAUUUGCUGGGAAGAAAAUUAAUAAAUUCUUCAGAUAAUGAUGAUGAGGGGCUUCUUGGAUCUCCAGCUAUGGUGGCCCGUCCUCUUGAUUUCCGGACUAUUGACCUAAGAUUGGCUUCUGGAGCUUAUGGUGGAUCUCAUGAAGCUUUUCUUGAGGAUGUACGUGAGCUGUGGAAAAAUGUUCGUGUUGCUUUUGGGGAUCAACCGGAGUUAGUUGAACUGGCUGAAAAGUUAUCCCAGAACUUUGAAUCGUUAUAUAAUGAGGAGGUUGUCGCCUAUGUCCAAAAAUUUGUGGACUAUGCUAAAUUGGAAUGCUUAAAUGCAGAGAUGAAAAAAGAAGUUGACGGUUUUAUUGCGUCAAUAAGUGAGAUUCCGAAAGCCCCUUGGGAUGAGGGAGUCUGUAAAGUAUGUGGUCUUGAUAAGGAUGAUGACAGUGUUCUACUAUGUGAUACUUGUGAUGCUGAGUAUCAUACAUAUUGCUUGAAUCCUCCACUUGCAAGGAUCCCUGAAGGAAACUGGUACUGUCCUUCUUGUGUUGAUGGUAAGCAUGCAACUCAAAAUGUUAUAGAACACUCGCAGAUUAUUGGCAAACGUCGUAGUAAAAAAUUCCUGGGAGAAGUUAAUCGUCUUAACUUGGAAGCUCUAACUCAUUUGUCAACUGUGGUUGAAGAAAAAGAAUACUGGGAGUACAGCGUGGCCGAGAGAACUUUCCUCCUCAAGUUUUUAUGUGAUGAGUUGCUUAACUCUUCCCUGAUACGCCAGCACCUUGAGCAAUGUGCUGACUUGUCUGUUGAGUUACAUCAGAAAUUGCGUGCACUAUCUGUUGAGUGGAAAAACCUGAAAACUAAAGAGGACAUUUUAUCCACAAAAGCUGCAAAACUUGAUACAUUCUCUCUAAAUACUGCUGGAGAAGUUGGUCUUAAAGAAGGAUUACAAGCUUUGUUCUCAAAUUCUGGUAAAUGUCUGGGGCAGCCGCAUACUGCAGCUGACAAUCCUAGUAGCUUUGGGGUAUUUGUUGAUAGUUUGCCUUCAGAAGAGAUUACCAAAGAGAAGUAUAGGUUCCAUAGUGUUGAUAAAAGUGUAUCUAUGACAAAUUCAGAUUCUGAUAGCCAAAAUAUGAAUUCCAUAGAUGGAGAGGUACAAAGGAAUGUUUCUGUGGCUGUGGAGUCCCAAUGUACUGAUAAAUCCCCCAAGUCUUGUUCAUCACCAAAUCAUAUGUCACAUGACAUAAAUGGUUCUGGUGGAGCAGCUCAUAUCCCGGAUAACUACCAGAAAUGUGAGGGAAGGGAUGUAUCUACUCUUGUGGCAUACCAGCAAGGACAAUGUGUGCCUGUUGAAGUUCCUCAGAGUGCUAUGAAUGAGUCAGAAACCUGCCACCUUGAGCUCAAUGCCAUCAAGCGUGAUGUUUCUCUGGUGCAGGAUUCCAUAACUAGUGUAGUAUCACAGCUGCUGAAGCUCUCUUUCCGUAGGGAAUUUUUGGGUAUCGACUCCAUUGGUCGACUGUACUGGGCUUUGCCUACACCGAGGGGACAUUCACGUAUAGUUGUUGAUGCAAGUGCUGUAGUGCUGCAUGGAAAAGGAAUGACAGUUAGUCAGAACUCAGUGGAAAAGUUUUCUGUUCUGCAGCAUUGUGCACAAUCUAACAAAGAUAACUACAAGAUUUUAGGGGUGAUCAAGGACUCGUCUCCUUUAAUGUCUCAACCAAGUACUGCUUUGGUCAGUAGUUCACCAUGGAUUGCUUAUGAAACUGAUGCAGAAAUCGAAGAGCUCCUUGGUUGGCUAAAUGAUAAUGACCCUAAAGAAAGAGAACUGAAAGUUUCCAUUAUGGCAGGGCCAAAAUCAAGAUAUCAACAGUUUCUUAAUGCACAGACUGAAUGUCAGGUUUCGGACCAAGGACCUAUUUCUAUUCCGAAAAAGGGAGAGAAAACAGUAUCUAAUUCUCUUGUCACAAAGGCCACUUCCUUGCUGGAAAAGAAAUACGGUCCCUUCUUUGAGUGGGAUUCAGUUGAGGUGUUGAAGAAGCCGAGUAAAAAGGCUAGAACAACUAAUGAUGAAAAGUUGUAUAGGUGUGAGUGCCUAGAACCUGCAUGGCCUUCUAGGAAACACUGCAUGUAUUGCCACAAAACUGUUUCGAGUGAUGUUGAAUUUGAGGAUCACAAUGAUGGCAAAUGUAAUGCGGGCCAUCUGGCUUUGGAGAAGACUAAGGAUAAAAAAGUAUUUUCCAAAGGAAGAGGGAACUUAAAAUCGGAUGCACCGCAUGAAAAAUUCAGAGCAGAUGCAGAAGCAAGCAGAACUUCAAUUAGUGGGUGUUCCAACCUGAGCUCAAGAUUGAUUAAAUUUUCAAACGAAGAAUCCACAUGCCCAUUUAACUUUGAAGAUAUAUGUAUGAAGUUUGUGACAAACGACUCCAACAAGGAACUUGUCAGAGAAAUAGGUUUUAUUGGUUCAGAUGGCAUCCCAUCCAUUGUUCCAUCCAUAUCUCCUUUUGUUAGUGACUAUACACUAUUCUCAGCUCAAAAGAAUGACAUGGAUGGUGGUGGUGCAUCUAAAGCUUCAGAAAGCCGGAUUUCUCAGAUAAACACUGAUGUAGCUGGCAUAUGUCAUGAUCAUCAAUCAGGCGAAUCUACUGAAAGGUUAGCUGCAAAUGAAACCAGUAAUGCAGGAAAGUCAUCCUUGGGAGAACAAAGAGAUGGAAAGAUUUCUUUUUGUAGUCCGGCUUCAGAUAUGGUAGUCGAUGGCUGUUGUGUGGUCCCUUCGUCUUCCUUGAGACCAUUAGUUGGAAAAGUUUCUCAUAUUUUGAGGCAAUUGAAGAUUAAUCUACUUGAUAUGGAUGCUGCACUCCCCAAGGUUGCUUUAAGACCAUCAAAGGCACAGUCGGACAGAAGACAGGCCUGGCGUUCAUUUGUUAAAUCUGCAAAGACUAUAUAUGAGAUGGUUCAGGCAACAAUUACACUAGAGGAUAUGAUUAAGACAGAGUACUUAAGGAAUGACUGGUGGUACUGGUCAUCAUUCUCAGCUGCGGCCAAAUCUUCUACUUUGCCUUCCCUUGCGCUCCGCAUAUACUCCCUUGAUUCAGCCAUUAUAUAUGAGAAAGUGCCCUAUUCAAGUUUUACUGACAGCUCUGAACCUCCUACCAUAGCAGAACAGAAAUCACUGGUGGCUGUGGAUCCAGAGAAAUCCAAAGCAAGCCGGAAGUCGAACAGGAAAAGAAGGGAACCGGGUGGUUGAUCUUAUACUGUGUUCUUGGCUGAGAAAGUCAGAAAGCAUGUCCACUUUAUGUGGUGUGAUAUUAUCAUCCACUGAUAUGGGUUUGGAUGGAGAUGUCACGGGGACAACUUCAGGUUAUUGAAGGGGCAGCCUCAGCUGCUGGUGUCUCUUGCGUGCAUGUACAUAUAGGUUAAGCUGACCUGCUAACUCGGAUGCUGGUUUUUGGCUAAGCAGAACUUGUAGGAUUAUCUGCUUUCAGUGAGGGCACCAGUAUGAGGGAAUCAUGAUGAUGCAUCCAAUUUUGAAGUGAUUUCUGCUGCAGCUUCCAAUUGGUUGCUCCGGCGAGAAGUGGUAUUAUAUUUUUCAUUUUUCUUGCAGAGCCUGAUCCAGAUAUGUAUACAAAUGGAAUUAAUGUAAAGAAGGAAUAGAAGUAAGUGAAAAAGAAAGGAUGGGAAAAAAAUCAGAAUUAAUGUAGGCAAUAUUUCAUUCUUUAUACAUUUUCUCUGACCCCUACAGAAGUCCCGCACACGCAUGCUCUUGAUUUUGUUCUAGAGCAUCAUCUGCAGAUGUGUUCGAAUGCAAGGAUUUAUUGGAAUCAAUGCAUUUUUCCAUC
Lotus japonicus is the source of this 8072-nucleotide messenger RNA. Its product is annotated as methyl-CpG-binding domain-containing protein 9. Gene Ontology annotation, molecular function: protein binding; DNA binding. The coding region runs from base 785 to 7480 and encodes 2231 amino acids. The transcript is spliced from 10 exons. NCBI's taxonomy places the organism in Eukaryota, Viridiplantae, Streptophyta, Magnoliopsida, Fabales, Fabaceae. Gene Ontology annotation, cellular component: nucleus. The record is from RefSeq and is a predicted model, not a curated record.